Molecule: messenger RNA, 870 nt
Organism: Neurospora tetraspora
Lineage: Eukaryota; Fungi; Ascomycota; Sordariomycetes; Sordariales; Sordariaceae
Product: putative prefoldin subunit 5
Exons: 5
Coding region: 269-736 (155 amino acids)
Biological process (GO): RNA polymerase I assembly; RNA polymerase II core complex assembly; protein folding
Cellular component (GO): prefoldin complex; cytoplasm
Source: RefSeq, a predicted model, not a curated record
GUCAGGAGAAAGUGAAGUCACUGUUUACUAGGAUCCCGGGGCAUGUACCCCGCCUGCAGCGAACAGAAAGCGACCCCUGGAAGCCCGCAAAAUUCUGCCCCACAGAGCUGCUCUCAUAGCGGGGCAACCACCAUCAUUGCUUGCCGGCCCUCGUGGCCGCCCGAUCAACUGGAACCGAACCUCAUUCAAACAUCACAUUCGGUUUAUGAAUUAGACACUCUUACAUCUAACCAUUCCUCUCUCAAUCAAACGAACAAAAGACGCAAAGAUGUCCGGCAAGCAAGAAGGAGUCGACAUCGGGAGCCUCAGCGCUCAACAACUCACCGCCGUCAAGAAGCAGCUGGACGAGGAGGUCGAGCACCUGACGGCCUCGUACACGCAGCUGGCAGCGGCGCAGGCCAAGUUCAAGGAGUGCUUGCGGAUUGUGCAGACGGGGAGCAGUUCUUUUGAUGACAACAAAGACAUCCUCGUGCCCCUCACCAACUCCCUCUAUGUCAAGGGCAAGCUCUCCAACCCCGACCGCGUGAUCGUCGAUGUUGGUACUGGGUUCUACGUUGAAAAGGACACCAAAAGUGCCACUGAGUUCUACGAUGCCAAGGUUCAGGAACUUGGCGCCAACAUUCAGAACCUAGAAGCUAUUGUCCAAGGAAAGACUAACAACCUCCGCGUGGUGGAAGAAGUCUUGAGGCAGAAGGUGCUGGCACAAGGAGCUGGAACUGCAUCGACACAGGCAUAGUGGAGAAUCUGACUUGUCAUUGUGUGAUUGAGCGAAGCAAAAAACGAACUAAAGUUACGGUACAGCUACUUGGUGAACGCCCUUUAUCUACUUGCACACGUGUUGAGCCCGUUGACGAUUAUUUUAACGACACA